AUGGACUAUGAGGCUUUGAAAGACCAGUGGAAUGAUGCGGAGGAGCGUGAUGGUAUCCGGUUGAGCUGGAACACCUUUCCAAGCACGCGCAUGGAAGCAUCUCGGCUUGUGGUCCCCAUUGGAGCUGUAUACACCCCAUUGAAAGAAAAGCCAGAGGGUACGUUGCUACAAUAUGAACCGGUUACCUGCAAGAUGCCCUGUAGGGCAGUCCUUAAUCCCUUUGCCAAUGUUGAUAUUCGUGCACGUAUCUGGAUAUGCCCAUUCUGCCUUCAACGCAACCCUCUCCCGCCGCAUUACAAGGAUAUUACCGAGAAUACAAUCCCGCCGGAGCUUCAUCCAGAGAAUAGUACUCUCGAAUAUCGGUUAGCCCGCCCUGCGCCUGCACCCCCAAUCUUCCUAUAUGUGGUCGAUACGUGUCAGGAGGAAGACAGCUUGAAGGCGUUGAAGGAAUCCCUCAUCAUGAGCUUGUCCCUACUACCUGCCAACGCCCUUGUCGGCUUGAUCACUUUCGGAACCAUGGCGCAAGUUCAUGAGAUCGGAUACACUGAAUGUGCAAAGUCAUACGUUUUCCGGGGCAGCAAGGACUACUCUGCAAAACAAGUUCAGGAGAUGCUCGGUUUACUUGCUCCCAAUCUCAGAGCGGCUGCACCACAGCAACCUACCAGGCCAAACCCUGCCAACUCUCCAGCCGCUAGGUUCCUUCUCCCUGUUCAGCAGGCUGAUUAUCAAAUUACAAACGUCCUCGAACAGUUACAGCAAGAUCCAUGGCCUGUUGCCAAUGACAGGCGCCCCCUAAGAUGUACUGGUGUUGCUCUUAGCGUUGCCAUUGGUUUGAUGGAAACCUCAUUCCAAGGUGCCGGCGGCCGUGUGAUGUUGUUCACCAGCGGUCCAGCCUCUGAGGGGCCCGGCCUAGUUGUUGGCCCUCAGCUAAAAGAGCCAAUUCGCUCUCACCACGACAUUGAUCGGGACAAUAUCAAAUAUUUCAAGAAAGCUGUCAAGUUCUACGAUAACCUGGCAAAAAGAGCUUCUCACAACAGCCACAUCGUGGAUAUAUAUGUCGGUUGCCUUGAUCAAGUUGGCCUACUAGAAAUGAAGGGUUUGGUAAACUCAACCGGUGGCCAUAUGCUACUUACCGAUAGUUUCACCUCUUCCCAGUUCAAGCAAUCCUUUGUUCGUAUUUUUGACAAAGAUCAGGAUGAUAACCUUACGAUGGGGUUCAAUGCUUCAUUAGAAGUUCUCACCACCAAGGAACUAAAGGUUACCGGUCUGAUUGGUCAUGCUAUCUCGUUGAAUAAGAAAUCCAGCUCUGUUGGUGAGACAGAUUGUGGAAUUGGCAACACUUGCUCUUGGAAGAUGUGUGGAAUUGACCCCGCUGCGAGCUAUGGCUUGUUCUUCGAAAUCGCAAACCAAGGCGGACCAGCUCCUAUGCAGCAAGGCCCUCAUCGCGCAAUGAUGCAAUUCCUAACCUAUUACCAGCAUUCUUCCGGCCAAUAUCAUCUUAGGGUUACAACUAUUGCAAGGCCCCUCAGCAGCCCUGCUGGUGAUGCAGCUCUUGCUCACUCAUUCGAUCAAGAAGCUGCGGCAGUAUUGAUGUCUCGUAUUGCAGUGUUCAAAGCCGAAGUGGAUGACGGCCCAGACGUUCUACGAUGGGUUGAUCGAAUGCUUAUCAGGCUCUGCUCCCGAUUCGCAGAUUACAGGAAGGAUGACCAAACUUCGUUCAGACUUGAGAAGAACUUCAGUCUCUACCCUCAAUUCAUGUUCCACCUUCGACGAAGUCAAUUCUUGCAGGUAUUCAACAAUUCACCAGACGAGACCGCCUUCUAUCGACAUGUCCUCAACCACGAGUCCGUUAGCGAUUCCCUUGUAAUGAUCCAGCCAACUCUUGACUCAUACUCUCUCGAGCAUGAAGGGAGCCAACCAGUGUUAUUGGACUCUGCUUCUAUUCAACCCGCUCACAUUCUCCUUCUAGAUACCUUUUUCCAUAUCCUUAUUUUCCAUGGUGAGACAAUGGCCGAAUGGAGAAAGGCUGGGUACCAGGACCAGGAAGGUUAUGAAAACUUCAAGGCAAUCCUUGACCAGCCAAAAGAAGACGCAAGGGAUCUUAUCCAAGACCGAUUCCCACUCCCCCGUUUCAUCGUCUGUGAUGCUGGUGGUUCGCAAGCUCGUUUCCUUCUUUCUAAACUCAACCCAUCCACCACACAUUCAUCUGGUGGCUAUGGAGGUGGACCGUCCGCUCAGACUAUAUUUACCGACGAUGUUUCUCUCCAAACGUUUAUGGAUCACCUUAUGAAGCUUGCGGUAUCUGGCACCAACUGA
Molecule: messenger RNA, 2316 nt
Organism: Microsporum canis CBS 113480
Lineage: Eukaryota; Fungi; Ascomycota; Eurotiomycetes; Onygenales; Arthrodermataceae
Product: protein transport protein SEC23
Exons: 7
Coding region: 1-2316 (771 amino acids)
Biological process (GO): COPII-coated vesicle cargo loading; endoplasmic reticulum to Golgi vesicle-mediated transport; intracellular protein transport
Cellular component (GO): COPII vesicle coat; endoplasmic reticulum exit site
Molecular function (GO): zinc ion binding; GTPase activator activity
Source: RefSeq, a predicted model, not a curated record